This is a messenger RNA of Prunus avium (sweet cherry), 1416 nucleotides long. RefSeq names its product 1-acyl-sn-glycerol-3-phosphate acyltransferase PLS1. The record is from RefSeq and is a predicted model, not a curated record. Gene Ontology annotation, cellular component: endomembrane system. NCBI's taxonomy places the organism in Eukaryota, Viridiplantae, Streptophyta, Magnoliopsida, Rosales, Rosaceae. Gene Ontology annotation, molecular function: 1-acylglycerol-3-phosphate O-acyltransferase activity.
AGUAUCCCUCUCUAUUUUAUAACACCCUCCAUAUCUCUCUUCUCUCUCUCUCUCUCUCUCUCGGGGUGUGUAAUUGUAGGGAUUGUGUGUUUUGGCCAUGGAGCUUAAAGCUGUAGUUUUCUCAAUUCCUUAUGGUGUAACCUUUUUUGUCCUUGGUCUCUUUGUCAAUCUUCUCCAGGCCAUAUGCUUUCUUACUAUUCGACCUUUGUCCAAGAGUGCAUAUAGAAAGAUCAAUGGAACAGUUGCAUCGCUUUUAUGGUUGGAUCACAUUUGGCUCUUGGAGUGGUGGGCAGGCCUUAAGGUUAAGCUGUACACAGAUUUGGAAACUUAUCGACUAAUGGGCGAAGAGCAUGCGCUUCUCAUGCCCAACCACAUAUGUGAUGCUGAUAUACUUAUUGGGUUUAUUUUAGCUCAGCGAUUGGGUUGCCUUCGUAGUGCUCUUAUGGUUGUGAAGAAAUCUGCAAAAUACCUUCCUAUUUUUGGGUGGACAUCUUGGUUUCAAGGGUUUGUUUUCCUCAACAGAAGCUGGGAAAAAGAUGAAAGUAACCUAAAGAGAAGUUUACAAGGGUUAAAGGAUUUUCCCAUGCCAUUUUGGCUUACCAUAUACGCGGAAGGAACACGCAUGACCCCAGACAAGCUUUCAGAAGCUCAAAAGUUUGCUGCUUCUAGGAAACUAUCUAUCCCUAAGAAUGUCUUGAUUCCUCGUACCAAGGGUUUUGUUACAGCAGUGAAGAAUUUGAGAUCAUUUGUCCCUGCAGUGUAUGAUAUUACUCUUGCUGUUCCAGAAGGUCAUUCAACUCCUUCCCUGCAUACCAUAAUGGAAAAGAAAAGUACUAUGGUAAAAAUACAUAUAAAACGAUACUCAAUGAAGGAAUUGCCACAAUCAGAUGAGGCCAUUGCUCAGUGGUGCAGAGACAGGUUUGUGGCCAAGGAUUCCAUGUUGGACAAGUUUCGAGCUGAGGGUACCUUCGGUGACCAAGAAAUUCAUAACACUGGUCGAUCUAUUAUGGCAUUGCUUGUUCAUAGCAGCUGCUCCUGUCUAAUUUAUCUUGCGAUGUUCAAACUGUGCCAAAAGUUCUCCCUUCUAUCCACAUGGAGAGGGGUGGGCGUUUUAGUAACUUCCUUCGCCGCCACUGUGCUCCUCAUGCAUAUUUUCAUCGAAUACACAAAGUUGCCCAAACAAAAAGGAGUUCAAACUACUCGAUCAACAAGUGGCAAAGCUACAGGCUUCAAAUCCAUCUGAAUCAUUUUCAUUGUGAGAGAUGAUAAGUUUGAAGUACUUUAUUUUGUGAACUAGACAGUUCAUAAUAAAUCGGGGUUUUUGUAAGCCUCUUUUCGUAGGCUAAUGCAUUCUUAAGCUUAAUAUUAUUAUUAUUUAGUAGUUAAUAUGUUUAUGUUGAAACACACUUAUUUUUA